Ruditapes philippinarum (Manila clam) is the source of this 1765-nucleotide messenger RNA. RefSeq lists its product as uncharacterized. The record is from RefSeq and is a predicted model, not a curated record. The transcript has 11 exons. Lineage: Eukaryota; Metazoa; Mollusca; Bivalvia; Venerida; Veneridae. Bases 129 to 1700 code for a protein of 523 amino acids.
UAUAUGCUGUAUAAGGAAGAUAAGGAAUUUCGCAUUAUUAUCUGCUGUCAAGUUUAUACGAGUGAAAGAUGGAAAAGACAGAAAAAACGCUUCCUGUAAGUCACGUGCUUAACUAACAAGAUAAUAUAAUGGAAUACUUUCACACGAAUGAUGGCUUUAUUUUGCCAGUGUUGUUUCUCCUUGUGUCAGCUUAUGGAACGCCAGUUAAUGAAACUCAUGCCAAAAUAUUAUGUAGAGAUGAUGCGUUCAUUGACUGUAAGUUAGCAGACGAAGCUCACAACAUAUGUGCAAUAAGAACACUGGCCGCUGUCAAACUCUGUCCAAAAUAUUGUGGCUUCUGCACAGCGGACGGAUCCACACUGCCACCACCCACAGGAACAACAAUAGAUACAUGUAUAGACAGUGGGGACAUAGACUGUAAACAAAUGAACGAUACAUUACAUUUAUGUGCCAAGAAAGACUCCCCGCCCACGCUAUUAUACUGUCCGAAAUUCUGUGGUUUAUGUACAUCUCAAAGCGAAGGCAAUGUAACAUAUCACGUGACAACAACAGUCUCCAGUGGUUCUUCAGAAAUAACUGACGGCGGUUCAUGUAAAGAUGAAAUAUACAUGGAUUGUAAACUAGCAGACGACACUCACAAUAUCUGCGCAGAAAGAUCACUGGCUGCUGUCAAAUACUGUCAAAAAUACUGUGGUUUUUGUUCAGCGGAUGGAUCCACACUACCGCCACCCACAGGAACAACAAUAGAUACAUGUGUAGACAGUGGGGACUUAGACUGUAAACAAAUGAACGAUACAUUACAUUUAUGUGCCAAGAAAGACUCCCCACCCACUUUAUUAUACUGUCCGAAAUUCUGUGGUUUAUGCAUGCCCUCUGAUGGAGGAAAUACAAAGUCUGCUUCAACAACAUCCGUAACAUCUACAGCUCUAAAUUGUAGAGAUGAGAUCUACAUUGACUGUAAACUAGCAGACGACUCACAUAACAUAUGUGCAGAAAGAAUUCCAGCAGCUGUCAAAUUCUGCCAGAAAUAUUGCGGUUAUUGUACAGUCUAUGGAUCCACACUACCGACGCCGAUGGGAACAGAAACAUGUAUAGACAGUGGAGAUAUCGACUGUAAAGAGAUGAACGAAAAUCUGAAUAUAUGUGCCAUGAAAGACGACCCACCCACACUCCUAUACUGCCCGAAAUUUUGUGGUUUAUGCACGCCAUCUAGUGGAGCAAAUGAAUCCAACCAUGUGACAUCAACAAUUUCAAAUGUGUUCACAUCAAGUCAAAGUUCACAAACAACACAGACGAAAACCACACAGAUGACGUCAAAGUCAUCAACCAUACAGUCUACUACAACGAGUCCUCCACCUAAAACACUCCCACCAACAACAACGCAAUGUGCGGUAUGCUCUGGACCACCAUUUCUAUGUGAAAAGCUGUUCCAACCUACAGCCUGUACUCCACCGAACAAUUACUGUAUCAAUACAAUAACGAACAAGCUAGAUGGCACUAGAACCGUAAAUAGAGCAUGUGGAGAUUUUAACACCUGUUAUAGAGAAUGGUACCUGGGAACAUCGGACGAGGACAAGUGUCGUAAUUUUGACGCUACCGAUCAGCAGUUUAUCGACUUUCGGUGUACAUUCUGUUGUAUCAGUGACAACUGUAACAAACCACUACGUCCUCUAAACAGCGACCUCUACAAACCAGUCUAGUCGUCACAUCACACUCUCAUUUUUUAAAAUUAUGUUUAUCUUUGAAUAAAUCUGUUGAAAUAUGA